This is a messenger RNA of Maylandia zebra (zebra mbuna), 3593 nucleotides long. RefSeq names its product dehydrogenase E1 and transketolase domain containing 1 (gene dhtkd1). The record is from RefSeq and is a predicted model, not a curated record. Gene Ontology annotation, molecular function: thiamine pyrophosphate binding; oxidoreductase activity, acting on the aldehyde or oxo group of donors, disulfide as acceptor. Lineage: Eukaryota; Metazoa; Chordata; Actinopteri; Cichliformes; Cichlidae.
UCGCCUGCCGAUGCGACAUCUCCUCCCAUUAACGUGUCCCUCCUCCGGGCAGUAUGGCUGCCGUCCUGUAGCCUGUUCUCAGAUGUGUGCCGCUAUCUCAUGCGAGACUAAAGACCUGGAAACAUGUCGGCCUUGAUUUUGCUGAAAAGCUCGCUGAGCAGACUGCCGCAGAGCGUCGCUCGGCAGGUUGUCGGCUGCAGUUAUCACACCGAGAGAGGUGUUUACGGGUACCGACCCAAGAGCACCGAGCGGGACCAGAAGUGGCAGAGCGAGCGGGUGGCUGCACUAAAUCAAGAUCAUGCUCUAGCUAGACUGGUGGAGGCAUACAGAGCUCACGGACACAAGGCUGCUAAAAUUAACCCUUUGCUACCCCAAAAGCCUGUCGUUGACAGUGUCCCGGAGAUUAGCAUGCUGACUGGCACCAUGAGUGGACAACUCAACACCUCAGGUUUGCGGCACUUUGGGAAAGCGCAGGCUUCUGUGGAAGAGGUUCAGGCCUACCUGGAAGAAGCCUACUGUGGCCACCUGUCAGUGGAGCCCGACCAGCUGAGCAGUCUGGAUGAGAGGGAGUGGUUCGCUGACCGCUUCGAGGAGCUUAAGAGAGAGAAUUUCUCUCCAGAGGAGAGAAGGCAGCUGGCCAAGAUCAUGCUAGAGUCGCAGGAAUUCGACCACUUUCUGGCCACCAAGUUUGCUACUGUGAAGCGUUAUGGAGGAGAGGGAGCAGAGAGCAUGAUGGGGUUUUUCUUUGAGCUCUUCCACCGGUCUGCCCACAGUGGAGUCACUGACAUUGUGAUCGGCAUGCCUCACCGAGGCCGACUCAACCUCCUGACAGGCCUGCUCAAGUUCCCACCUGAGCUUAUGUUCCGUAAGAUGCGCGGCCUCAGCGAGUUCCCCGACACCUCGCCGGCCAUCGGUGACGUCCUCUCCCACCUCACCUCUUCGGUGGAGUUAGAUUUCAGAGCCAAACACCCCCUUCAUGUCACCAUGCUGCCCAACCCAUCUCACCUUGAGGCCAUCAACCCCGUGGCUCAGGGCAAAACCAGAGCCAGGCAGCAGCUCCGGAAAGAAGGGGACUACUCGCCCGAAGACGACGCCCAACCUGGGGACCAAGUCAUCUGUCUGCAGAUUCACGGCGACGGCUCGUUCACUGGUCAAGGCAUCGUUCCUGAAACUCUGACCCUUUCAAAUCUUCCUCACUACAGAGUGGGUGGGAGCAUCCACCUCAUCGUGAAUAACCAAGUGGGCUACACCACCCCGUCGGAAAGAGGACGAUCGUCUUUGUACUGCAGUGAUGUUGGUAAGAUGGUGAACUCUGCCGUGAUCCAUGUAAACGGAGAUGAUGCCGAGGAGGUGCUGCGAGCCGCUCGCCUGGCUGUCGACUACCAGCGGCACUUCAGGAAAGAUGUCAUCCUGGACCUGAUCUGUUACCGUCAGUGGGGCCACAAUGAGCUGGACGAGCCUUUUUUCACCAAUCCGGCAAUGUACAAGAUCAUCCGGUCUCGAAAGAGCAUCCCAGACGCCUACUCAGACCAGCUGAUUUCAGAGGGUCUGAUGACAGAAGUUGAGCGUGACGAGAUCAAAACCAAAUACUACAGCAUGCUCAACGACAAGCUGUCCAACAUGACCCUGUACAGCCCUCCACCCACCAACCUGCAGGGCCGCUGGGGGGAUCUUGUUGAACCCCAGGCUAGAGUCACCACCUGGGACACUGGUGUCCCCAUUCCUCUGCUGCAGUUUGUGGGAGUGAAAUCUGUGGAUAUCCCUGAGCAAAUCCAGCUGCACAGCCACCUCGGAAAAACCCACGUACAGGCCCGGCUGCAGAAACUGGAAGAGGGAACCAAACUAGACUGGUCGACAGCAGAGGCCCUCGCUUUCGGCUCUCUCCUCUGCCAAGGUUUUAAUAUCCGUAUCAGUGGACAGGAUGUUGGAAGAGGUACAUUCAGUCAGCGGCAUGCCAUGGUUGUGUGCCAGGACACUAACGACAUGUACAUCCCUCUGAAUCACAUCAGCCCCGAGCAGACAGGUUUCCUGGAGGUGUGUAACAGCCCGCUGUCUGAAGAGGCCGUGCUCGGAUUUGAAUACGGCAUGAGCAUCGCGCAGCCGAAGCUUCUGCCCAUCUGGGAGGCUCAGUUUGGAGAUUUCUUUAACGGAGCGCAGAUUGUCUUUGACACCUUCAUCUCGGGAGGUGAAGCCAAGUGGCUGCUGCAGUGUGGGAUGGUGAUCCUGCUGCCUCAUGGAUACGAUGGCGCUGGACCUGAACACUCCUCCUGCCGUAUGGAGCGCUUCUUCCAGAUGUGCGACAGUAAGGAGGAGGGUGUGGACGGCGAUACUGUGAACAUGUCAGUGGUCAACCCCACCACCUCCGCUCAGUACUUCCAUCUGCUUCGGAGGCAGAUGGUUCGAAACUUCCGCAAACCUCUCGUUGUUGUGGGACCCAAGACUCUGCUGAGAUUUUCCGGGGCCGUGUCCAGUCUGACUGAGAUGGCACCAGGAACGUCUUUUAGGCCAGUGCUGGGUGAUACUUCUGUGUCAGCAGAAAGUGUCCAGAAGGUGGUGCUGUGCUCUGGGAAGCACUACUAUGCUCUGCUGAAACAGAGGGAGACAUCAGCAGCCAACCAGAACACAGCGCUCAUCCGCGUGGAGGAGCUGUGUCCGUUCCCUCUGGAUGCCCUGCAGCAGGAGCUCAAAAAAUACCCCAAAGCCAAAGAGUUCAUUUGGAGCCAGGAGGAGCCUCAGAACAUGGGGCCCUGGUCUUUUGUAGCUCCCAGGUUUGAGAAGCAGCUGGCCUGCAAGCUCCGGUUAGUGAGCCGGCCCGCUCUGCCCGCCCCUGCUGUCGGCAUCGGGACCCUUCAUCAUCAGCAGCAAGAGGCCAUCCUCACUGCUACUUUCUCCUAAGACUUAAACAAGGCUGCAAACCAAAACAUAUCAAGUUUGCAGGCAUCGGUACAACACUACAUGCUGCAUCUGCUGCACUACAGAUACGCGGGACCCUUACGUGGCGUGGAUGGGCUGUUUUUAAACAAAUUGUUCAGUAAUGAAGAUCAAAUCAGAGAAAUGUGUGAAAGAGGAUAGUGUUAAUGAUUUUAUUUGUUCUCUUGUAGUUCUUAAGUGUUUGUUUUUAAUGAAAAGCCUACUUCUGUUCCCUCCUGUCAUUCAGCAUGCCUGUAUUUAAGGAUGGAGGCACGAAGCCUUACAGACGGCAUUUACAAGGUGACUGUGAUGGACGCCUGUCAGGGGGAAAUCUACAGAUUCCAUGUUUCAGGAAUCGGAACUGCUUAUUUGUCUCGUGCACACAGGCUGCAUGAGUUACUGUUUACAUCAUAAAGUAGUGGGAGUGUAUUUGUGCAUUAACCUUGAAACAUGUAAGAAUGUGAGUGCUAAACUAGCAUUACACUUGAAGAUUUGAAAGUCUGUCGUGAUCACCAGGAGGAAGUUACCAUUGAAACUGUUGAAUGUUUAUCAGACCAGUUUCAUUUCUUAUCUUACAAAUAUGAACUAAAGUUAAUUGUUUUAACCAUUUUACCAAACUGAAGCUUCAAAUCAGAAUAGUGGCAUUAAAGAGUAUAUUUUAAAAUAAAUCUGUUUUCAUGUAA